Messenger RNA from Colletotrichum lupini, 204 nucleotides. RefSeq lists its product as uncharacterized. Gene Ontology annotation, biological process: regulation of gene expression. Gene Ontology annotation, cellular component: nucleus. Gene Ontology annotation, molecular function: protein binding. The transcript is spliced from 2 exons. The record is from RefSeq and is a predicted model, not a curated record. NCBI's taxonomy places the organism in Eukaryota, Fungi, Ascomycota, Sordariomycetes, Glomerellales, Glomerellaceae. The coding region runs from base 1 to 204 and encodes 67 amino acids.
AUGGAGUCAAAAAACGAGAUUCAGAGGACACCCCUUCACUGGGCCUCUAAAUCAGGAAAUCUCGACUGUGUACGAAAGCUUCUCGACAAAGGCGCUGAUGUGGAACCAAGAGAUCGCGAUGGUAUGGCGGCGCUUCAUUUUCCUGCCGAGUCGGACUACUUGGACGUUGUUGAGCGGCCAGAGCUGGUCAAAGAAAAGUCUUGA